AUGACCAACCAACUGGCCCACAAGUACGUUUUAAGCAAGUUUAUUUCUAGUUACUCGGGCCGCCUACCACCGCAUACUUUGGACAAUCCCAUCCGCAUCGUGACCCUCAUAGCAGCUGCUUCGUGCAAGCCGGGACUUCUAGAGUGGCGUGAGUGUACCAGACUUAUUGACCGGAGCACCGAUGUGGUGUGGAACUGUGUGCUACCUGAGCUGCGUAGACAAGUUCCCAAGAGGAACACGGUGGCAGGAAACCCCGUUCACUGCGUGGGAAACGCCGAGCUGUCCGAGGCCGCGCAACAAGUCUUGAGUUGUGGUCCAAAGUUCGCCAUGGCACCACGGCAAACCAGGCAGGAGCAACUUGCGAUGGUCAGGCAAGUUGCCGGAAAAGCUCCCGAGUCCGAGUUUGACCAUAAAGAAGGAGGGUUUGCGGUGCUUCCUAAGCAACUAUUCGACACAAAGGCAUCAGCAGCGGUUUCGACGGUCUUUUCCAAGUUCCCUGAGGUUGAUCUGAAGAAGGCAAAAUCAAGGGCGAUUAAGUUAUGCAGCCAGUUCAAACUGGAAGCCCUUAAAAAAAGUAUUAGCGAAGGCUCAAAGUUAAGCUUAGAUCUAUUCUUCUCUGCAAAAACUCACAAACCUGAUUGUCCGUUGAGGGUCAUUGUUUCUGAGAGCAAUACCUGGCAGAAGCAGUUAGCAAGCUUCUUGCAAGAAAAAUUAAGGAUUUUACCUAUUAAUGACCCCUUCAGAGUUAAGAACUCCGAAGAAGUAAUACAUUUUUUAACUGAGCACUCUCAUCAAGGUCACCUAGCAUUCUCUAUUGACAUAAAAGACUUGUAUUACAGCAUCCCGCAUGAUUAUCUAAUGACAAGUGUCAGCGAAUGCUUAGACAGGCACGGCGCUACGAAGUUUCAGAACGAAUCCGGGAUCCAUUGCAGUCAAUUUUUAGAAUUAAUUUCUAUGUACCUCAAAUCCACCUUUGCAGAAUGGAAUUGUGACAUUUACCUACAAAAAAACGGAAUUUGUAUCGGAUCAUGCAUAGCCCCAAUCCUGAGUGACCUGUACCUUGCUGUACGCGACAAGAAACUUAAAGAACGCCUUGACUAUCAAAAGGUUGUCCGUGUUUUUAGGUACGUUGACGAUUUUUUAGUUCUGUUAUGUUAUGACGAAGAAGGUUUUGACAAUGCCAUGUGCAGCACUAUUGAAGUGUUUACAGAAUGCCUCAGGCCCUUGGUGAUAACUCAUGAGGUACCUAAGAAUAAUUUUAUAAGAUUUUUAGAUCUUGGUCUGUACUGCUGUGCCGAUCAUGUGUGUUGGAGCUAUGAACCGAGAGGCAGCAAACCAGUUCUUCCAUAUCAUUCGGCCCAUUCGAAGCUAGUAAAAAGAGCAAUUGCGCGGUCAUGUUUUCAUCAUGCCCUAGUUAAAUCGUGCAUCCACCGAUGUGAGACAAGUUUUCUCAUCCAGACCCACCGCCUUCGUGAGUCAGGGUACCCGAUGGCCCUUCUGGCGUCAGUGGCGGAAGUACUGCUUAAAGGCUCCAGGAGCGGUUCCGCCGCAGCCUCUGGUGGCAACGACGCUCGCUUCCGCCCAGAAAAGGUUCUUGUGAUUCCCUAUGUCCACACUGUGUCACACAACCUACGGAAACUUGGCCGAAAGCUAAAGGACAGCUCGAUAGCGCAGCUCUUCCAGUGGGAAGAGCGAGAGGUGUCUCUAGUCUACACGCCUCACACACCCCUGCGCUCUGGCGCUGCAUUCUGCGACACGUAUCUCAAUAGCUGGUGGUGA
This is a messenger RNA of Rhipicephalus sanguineus (brown dog tick), 1779 nucleotides long. RefSeq lists its product as uncharacterized. The coding region runs from base 1 to 1779 and encodes 592 amino acids. NCBI's taxonomy places the organism in Eukaryota, Metazoa, Arthropoda, Arachnida, Ixodida, Ixodidae. The record is from RefSeq and is a predicted model, not a curated record. The transcript has 4 exons.